AUGGAGAAGGAGGCUGAUUUAUUCUACCGACAGCUGCCAAAGGUGGUAAGUAGCCGUCUACAAUAUAUAGGAUUAUUUAUUUUUUACCUGAAGACAAUUAAGUUGUUUUUUAGAAGUGUAAACGUUAGUGUUAGCUAGCUGACGUUAGCCUGUUGGAGAAGCUGAGUUUGACAGCCAUUAAGGCUUAUUAAAGGGGAAUUUCACCCUGGGGGAAUCUGGGCUUGUUUUCAUAAUGUCCGAGGCAUUUCUAGGACAGUGAAAUAUGUUUCACACAUAAUUGCCCAGGAGGAAGGCAGGUAUGGGCUUUGCGGGCUGAAUGAUACACCAUAAGACAGCUUCUGGUGUAUUGAUGGGGAGGGGGCGAGAUCUAAAAAUAAAUGUAGUCCUGCUUUGUGGCAUUUCGAGAAGGCUAUGUUAUACUGAUCGCAGUACAUUUUUGUGCGUGUAGAUAUGGUUGUCUUUGUUUGAUAGAGCCAUUGGAUGUCAUUCAGCCUCCUAUCGGUGGAUUCAUUGCUAAAUAUACAAACACAUUUUUUCCAGUCUCUAAAAGACUACAACUUGUGUUGGGCGGUGCUUCGUCAAAUAUUUAUAACUAACCCAAGAUAGACCAGAGCCUGUCUUAUCCAACGGUAGCAAAUGAAUCAUAGUGGGCAGAGCCAAACACGAGCUGGUGAGAUCCUAUUGGUGCGUUCUAUCAUUUAUUUGCACAUUGUUCUAUCUGAAGUUCACACAGGACACCAGAUAAGACAGGAGAUUUUCACCAGAUAGGACAGACUGACCCUAGCUCCCCGGCACAUAGAUACUGGAGGCUGUGACGGGGGGUCGGGGGACACUGUGGCCCUGUCCGACGACACCACCGGACAGGGCCAACCAGACAGGGUAUAACCCCACCCACUUUGCCAAAGCACAGCCCUCACACCACUAUAGGGAUAUCAACAGACAACCAACUUACUACCCUGAGACAAGGCUGAGUAAAGCCCUCGUAGAUCUCCUCCACCGCACGAGCCCGAAGGGGGCGCAAAACUGGACAGGAAGAUCAUGUCAGUGACUCAAAACACUCAAGUCGAGGAUAGCGAAAAAAGCCUGGCAUGAUGUUACGGACCACUCCUAGGGACUGCAUGGGAGAGCGCUAGUAAGCCAGUGACUCAGCCCCCGUAAUAGAGUCGGAGGCAGAGAAUCCCAGUGGAGAGAGGGGAGCCAGCCAUGCAGAGACAGCAAGGGCGGUUCGUCACUCCACCUUCGCACCCCUGGGACCUACUGAAGAGUUUCAGUCUUCAGUUAAGGCUUAAAGGUCGAGACCAAGUCUGCGUCUCUCACAUGGUAGGUAAGGCUGAACGAUUUUGGAAAAUAAUCUAAUUGCGAUUUUUUUGCCCCCAAUAUUGCGAUUGCGAUUUAAUAUGCGAUUUAAUUUAUUUUUCCUUUUUCCCCUACAAAACAUAAUGAAUGAUUUAAAUAUGACCAACACAAUAGUAUAUACAUUUAGUGUGAAAUGUUCUUUCCCAUAGGCUGGGUCUAUUUGUUAGAAUUAAAUUCAAACAUGUAUGACUUGAAAUAAAUGACAUUUUUAUUGAACUGCUCAUUACAGAAACAUCUGUGGCUUUGCCACUGUGCAUUUAAAUAAUUUAAACAAAGGCAUGAACUUUGUAAACACUGUGUGCAAAAGGUACAGUCUUAAGAAAAAAAUAAUUUUAAAUUGUAUGUAUCUUACUGCUCCCAAGUCAGUAACAUUUCACACAAUUGAAACAAGGAAUUUGCUUUGAAAAUAUUUUGUAAAAUCAAAGUAAAUAAAGUUAUAAAUAAAAAAUGAGAAAUGCACUUUUAAUUUAGACAAACUAUUUUUUAUAAACGAUUUGAAUAUUAUAAUAUAAAAUAGAUGAGCCUCACUUAUCUCAAGUACACAACAAUAACACACCACACAGACUAAAGUUCACUACGAGUAUGGCACUGCCAGCCAUACUUAUCCAACAGUUCUGUUCUCAGUGGCUCACAGGUUUUUUGCUAAGAAAACCAGAAUAUUGACUUUUUCUGGCUUCAAGGCUGAGCGAGUGCAAGUCACAAUAUUCCCUCCUGUGCUAAAAAGACGCUCUGAGGGAGCGCUUGUAGCAGGUACACAAAGAUACUUGCGUGCCAUGGUGCACAACUGUGGGUAGCUGAUCUUGUGCACCCUCCACCAAGCCAAUGGAUCAUCUUCUCCAUCAAUGGUAGGAGUCAUCAGGUAAUUGUUUAUCUCUGCCUCUGCGACAUCUUCAAGAUUUACAGGCAAAGAAGGAGAGGCUGAACUGGUCUUGAAAAAACUGCCAAGAGACCUCUUCGUCUUUUCCCCCAAGGACUGUGCACUUUGAGGCAUCUGAACAGUUUCAGUACGAGACCUCUUCUCCUAUUAGAUGAAAACAACAGCCAUUAGUUUUCCAGUUAGAUUUUACAGAAAAUUUUUGUUUUUGUGAAAUACAUAAUUAUUUACCCAAUGAUAUGUACGUUGUGCCAAGUCUACUAUCUCUGUCUUCAGACGAGUCUUGAUAGCAGGGAUGUUGUCUGUACUGAUGUACUGUAUUUUGAACCUAGGGUCCAGGAAACAGGCAACAUCCAAAAGCUCCUGGAUGUUUGGGUCUCCAUAUUUGUUAUUGAGGUAUGCUAGGACUUUGGUUUUUAUUGAUUUAGUCAGGUCAGUGUCCUCAGCAUCUUCAGCCAGGACUGAUGUGGCAAAAAGGUGGAGAACUGGCUUGAGGUAGGAGAUGCUUACAUACUCCUCUCCAGAAAGAGCAUCAGUAAACUCCAGUAGAGGAUGCAGUGCCUUGUGAAUCGACUCCAACACGUCAAUAUCCUGCCAGGUUGGGAUAAGGGAGCGUGCAUAUCGAUCUCCAGACAAUACCUGAGAAAUGGCUUUGGCCUGUUCAAGCACUCUGGCAAUCAUCAUUUCUUUAGAACCCCAUCUUGUUGGGCACUCCGUUAUGAGGUUGUGCUCAGGGAGUUUGAGCUCUCUCUGUGCCUCCGUCAGGGCUGCUUUCUUCUUCCAACUGUGGGAAAAGUGCCCCACCAGCUUCCUGCACAGUGCUGUUGCCCUUGACACUCUGUCAUCUUUGAGUGCAUUUUCUAAAAGAAAUAAAAAGUAGUGUAUUACACACAAUUUGAGUUUUGAUACAAGGCUCUCACUAUUACACACUCAAAUUAGCUGUAAUUCUGAAAUACACACAUCCACAACACAUCUCUCUCUCUCUCUCAAUUCAAAGGGUCUUUAUUUGCAUGUCAAUUCUCUCUCUCUUUCUCUCUCUCUCUCUCUCAUAAACACUAAAAAAACAUGUAAAAAACAAAAACAAGAAAAGAAAAAAAAUGCAGGUGGGCAUUCCACCACAGACAGACAUAUGAUAUAAGCAAGUAAAAUGAAUUUACAUAUUAGAAAAGGAGUGGAAGUAUGAAUUUAUUUAAUCCCAUCCGAUUUAUAUAAUAUCAUUUAUAUAUAUUUGUAUAUUCAGCUUUACUAAUCGACGCAUCUCUCUCUCUCGCACUCGCGCACACACACACACACACACACACACAAACACACACACACACACACACACACACACACACACACACACACACACGAUAACUUACCAAUGGCAAGAUGUAAUCUGUGGCCAAAACAUUGGAGCCUCGUCCAUUCAUUAAGCCGCGCAGCAAGCACCAUAUUCGACGCGUUGUCCGUCGUGAUGCAGACGUGAUUCUCCUCGUGGAGAUCCCAGCUGACAAGCCCUUCUCUCAGGCCGGCUGCAAUAUUUUCCCCUGUGUGAUCGUCUGGGAAGUAGGUAGUUUGUAGGCAGCGAGCUCGGAGGUUGAAAUCUUCAUCAAUAAAAUGGACUGUAAGACUCUGGUACGGCUCAGCUGUGCGGCUUGACCACAUAUCAGUAGUGCUAGCAAAAAACUCCACCGUUUUAAGUUCCGCGGCGACUUUCUCUUUGCACUUUUUGUACAGCUCCGGUAUGGCAGUCUGACUGAAGUAUGUGCGGGAGGGUAUACUGUAACGUUUAUCAAGCGUAUGUAUUAAUGCCAUGAACCCAGGCUUGGUCACCGUGCUGAGAGGCAUCAUAUCUUUGGCUAUGAACUCGGUUAUUGUCCGAGUGAUUUCUCCGUGCCGUUUUGAAUUACGUUCAUACGGAGUGACACUUUCGAACAUUUCUGUCAGUGAUCCCUGUCUUGAGGUAUUUGGCUUGUCUCGCGCACUGAUGCUCGGCAUUUUGGUCAUACAACUGUCAUGCAUUGAUUUGUGGUAUUUUUUUAAGUGCUGAAACAGGUUUGUAGUGUUACCCCGUGAAGUAGCAAUCGGAGCACGGCAUGCUCUGCACAACACCUGACGCUGCUCAGCAUCUUCUUUUUUAAAACCAAAAUAGUUCCACACCACCGACGUGCUGUUCCUCUUCGAUAUUAAAGUAUCAGCUGUGUCAGUUUCUGACUGUUCCGUCGAGCAAGAGGCCAUUGCGCUGGACAGCAUGAAAAGUCGCGUCACGUGACCACCUCAAAUCGCGCACGUUGCGAUUAGAAAAUCGCGUUCAGUCAAAUCGCGAUAUUAUCGCGAAUGCAAUUAAUCGUUCAGCCCUAAUGGUAGGCAGACCAUUCCAUAGAAAUUGAGCUCUAUAGGAGAAAGCCCUGCCUCCAGCUGUUUGCUUAGAAACUCUAGAGACGAUAAGAAGGCCUGCGUCUUGUGACCAUAGCGUACGUGUAGGUAUGUAUGGCAGGACCAAAUCGGAGAGGUAGGUAGGAGCAAGUCCAUGUAAUGCUUUGUAGGUUAGAGGGUAAAACCUUGAAAUCAGCCCUAGCCUUAACAGGAAGCCAGUGUAGAGAGGCUAGCACUGGAGUAAUAUGAUAGAAUUAGUUGGUUCUAGUCAAGAUUCUAGCAGCCGUAUUUAGCACUAACUGCAGUAAUCUAAUCUACAAGUGACGAAAGCAUGGAUGAGCUUUUCUGCAUCAAUUUUGGACAAAAAGUUUCUGAUUUUUGCAAUGUUACGAGGAUGGAAAAAAGCUGCCCUUGAAAAAUUAUUGAUAUGUUCGUCUAAAGAGAGAUCAGGGUCCAGAGUAACGCCAAGGUCCUUCAGUUUUAUUUGAGACGACUGUACAACCAUCAAGAUUAAUUGUCAGAUCAAACAGCAGAUCUUUGUUUCUCGGGACCUAGAACUAGCAUCUUUGUUUUGUCUGAGUUUAAAAGUACAACAUUUGCCGCCAUCCACUUCCUUAUGUCAUAAACACAGGCUUCCAGGGUAGGCAAUUUUGGAGCUUCACCAUGUUUCAUGUGUCAAGAGAUACAGGAUAAAAAAACUUGAGUGUCUCCAUUGAUCCUAGGUCCUGGCAAUUCUGUGCAGACUGAGUUUUGGAGAAAUACGCUGAUUCAAAGAGGUGUCCGUAAUUUGCUUUCUAAUGAUCAUGAUCUUUUCGUUGAAUAAGUUCAUGAAUUCAUCACCGCUGAAGUGAAGGCCAUCCUCACUUGGGAAUGCUGCUUUUUAGUUAGCUUUGCGACCGUAUCAAAAAUACAUUUUGGAUUAUUUUUAUUCUCCUCAAUUAGGUUGGAAAAGUAGGCUGAUCGAGCAGCAGUGAGGGCUUUUUGAUAUUGCACAGUACGGUCUUUCCAAGCUAGUCGGAAGACUUUCAGUUUGGUUGAGCGCCAUUAUCGUUCAAAUUUUCUGGAAGCUUGCUUCAGGGCUCUGGUAUUUACUGUAUACCAGGGAGCUAAUUUCUUGUGACAAAUGUAUUUUGUUUUUAGAGGUGCGACUGCAUCUAGGGUAUUGUGCAAGGUUACAUUUAGAUCCUUGGUUAGGUGGUUAACUGAUUUUUGUACUCCGACAUCCUUGGGUAGGUGGAGGGAGUCUGGAAGGGCAUCUAGGAAUCUUUGGGUUGUCCGAGAAUUUAUAGCGUGGCUUUUGAUAAUCCUUGGUUGGGGUCUGAGCAGAUUAUUUAUUCAGAUUGCAAACGUAAUAGGAUGGUGGUCCGAUAGUCCAGGAUUAUGAGGAAAAACAUUUAGAUUCACAAUAUUUAUUCCACGGGAGAACUAGAUCCAGGGUAUGACUGUGGCAAUGUGUAGGUCCGGAGAUAUGUUGGACAAAACCCACUGAGUCGAUGGAUCCAAAAGCCUUUUGGAGUGGGUCUGUGGACUUUUCCAUGUGAGUAUUGAAGUCACCAAAAAUGUGAAUAUUAUCUGCCAUGACUAAGAGGUCCUAUAGGAAUUGAGGGAACUCCAUGAGGAACGCUGUAUACGGCCCUGGAGGCCUGUAAACAGCUAUAAAAAGUAAUUGUUAUAGUACUGUUUGGCCAUUUUGAGACAUCGUAGCUUCAAAAUAGUCAGAAUUAAUCUACGAAAACUCAGGGAAUCUGUCAUUAAUUUAGACGUUUUUGCCGAGGAGAUCUUAGUCGUGCAAGUUUUCAUCUAAGAUGUUUGGUGCAGUAUUUGUCAAAUCAGUUUUUCUGCAUGAAAACGAUGUGUGUCUCGUUGACUGACAACAAACACUUAAUUUAAAGAAUGUCUACUCUUGACCAAACACAGAGGAAGGGGUGUAGACUUCGGCUUGCCUCAAUAUAUAUUUUUUUGUGCACGAACAACCGGAAAGAAAACCUUGCCAAACACCAAAACAAACUAAAAUGUCACAAAAUGUCGUCAUAAUAUAUGCACAAACUGUUCCGAACUGUUUCGGCUGGGAAGCAUGCGGACGCCUUUACCGCUAGAACACACCCAUGGAUUUUCAGUGGUUCCGUGUUUUUUCCCCCGGAGUGGGUACGGAUAUGGAGUUUCUGUAUCCCAAUUUUCCCAGGCAAACAAUAUGGAUGUUUCUGCGCAUUUUUUAAAUCUAUCCGAGUACCCACUCCACUGCCUACAUAGCUGCUGUGCUGAGUGCUCCGCUGCUGCUCCCUCUUCCUUGAUCGCCUUUGUCCGGUCACUGGUGUAGCCUACAAACUUUUUUUUUAAACUGGUCCGGAUACAUGCUCGGCUGCCUAGAACGUUCGGCUGCCCAGAGGUGGAACGUAGCGAGACGGACAUGCAGUCUAAUUAGCGAUUGAGUGUUCUUUUUUCAUCAUCAUUGCAAACAUUGGCUAAGCUACGCAGGAGGCACACAGACCGUAGCGUUAUAUUUUCAUGGCAGCAACUAUGCUGAACAAAAAUAUAAACACAACAAGUGUUGGUCCCAUGUUUCAUGAGCUGAAAUAAAAGAUCACCAAAAUGUUCCAUAUACACAUAGCUUAUUUCUCUAAAAUGUUACAUCCCUGUUAGUGAGCAUUUCUCCUUUGCCAAGAUAAUCCAUCCACCUGACUGGUGUGGCAUAUCAAGAAGCUGAUUAAACAGCAUGAUCGUUACACAGGUGCACCUUGUGCUGGAGACUAUAAAAGGCCACUCUAAAAUGUGCACUUCUGUCACAACUCAAUGCCACAGAUGUCUCAAUUUUGAGGGAGCGUGCAGUUGGCAUGCUGACUGCAGGAAUGUCCACCAAAGCUGUUGCCAGGGAAUUGAAUGUUAAUUUCUCAGCCAUAAGCUGCCUCCAAAGUCGUUUUAGAGAAUUUGGCAGUACGUCCAACCGGUCUCACAACCGCAGACCACGUGUAUGGCAUUGUUUGGGUGAGUGGUUUGCUGAUGUCAGCGUUGUGAACAGACUGCCCCAUGGUGGCGGUGGGGUUAUGGUAUGGGCAGGUAUAAGCUACGUACAACAAACACAAUUGCAUUUUAAUCGAUGGCAAUUUGAAUGCACAAAGAUACGGUGAUACCCAUUGUUGUGCCAUUCAUCCGCCGCCAUCACCUCAUUUCAGCAUGAUAAUGCACCGCCCCAUGUCACAAGGAUCGGUACACAAUUCCAGGAAGCUGAAAAUGUCCCAGUUCUUCCAUGGCCUGCAUACUCACCAAGACAUGUCACCCAUUGAGCAUGUUUGGGAUGCUCUGGAUCGACGUGUACGACAGCAUGUUCCAGUUCCCGCCAAUAUCCAGCAACUUCGCACAGCCAUUGAAGAGGAGUGGGACAACAUUCCACAAGCCACAAUCAACAGCCUGAUCAACUCUAUGCGAAGGAGAUGUGUUGCGCUGCAAGAGGCAAAUGGUGGUCACACCAGAUACUGACUGGUUGUCUGAUCCACACCCCUAUCUUUUUUUUAAAGGUAUCUGUGACCAACGGAUGCAUAUCUGUAUUCCCAGUCAUGUGAAAUCCAUAGAUUAGGGCCUAAUGAUUUUAUUUCAAUUGACUAAUUUCCUUAUAUGAACUGUAACUCAGUAAAAUCUAAGAAAUUAUUGCAUGUUGCGGUUAUAUUUUUGUUCAGUGCAUUUGGAAAGUAUUCAGACCCCUUGACUUUUUCCACAUUUUGUUACGUUACAGCCAUAUUAUAAAAUUGAUUAAAUAAUGUUUUUCCUCAUCAAGCUACACACAAUACCCCAUAUGGAAAAGCGACAACAGGUUUUUUAGAAAUUUUUGCAAAUGUAUUAAAAAUAAAAACAGAUACCUUUAUUUACAUAAGUAUUCAGACCCUUUGCUAUGAAACUCGAAAUUGAGCUCAGGUGCAUCCUCCGAGACAGGAUUGUGUCGAGGCACAGAUCUGGGGAAGGGUACCAAAACAUUUCUGCAGCAUUGAAGGUCCCCAAGAACACAGUGACCUCUAUCAUUCUUAAAUGGAAGAAGUUUGGAACCACUGAGACUCUUCCUAGAGCUGGCCACCCGGCACAACUGAGCAAUCGGGGGAGAAGGGCCUUGGUCAGGGAGGUGACCAAGAAACAGAUGGUCGCUCUGACAGAGCUCCAGAAUUCCUCUGUGGAGAUGGGAGAACCUUCCAGAAGGACAACCAUCUCUGCAGCACUCACCAAUCAGGACUUUAUGGUAGAGUGGACAGACGGAAGUCGUCACUCAGUAAAAGGCACAUGACAGCCCGCUUGGAGUUUGCCAAAAGGCACCUAAAGAUUCUCAGACCAUGAGAAACAAUAUUCUCUUGACAGAUGAAACCAAGAUUGAACUCUUUGGCCUGAAUGCCAAGCGUCACGUCUGGAGGACACCUGGCACCAUCCCUACGGUGAAGCAUGGUGGUGGCAGCAUCUUGCUGUGGGGAUGUUUUUCAGCGGCAGGGACUGGGAGACUAGUAGUUAGGAUUGAGGCAAAGAUGAACGGAGCAAAGUACAGAGAGAUCCUUGAUGAAAACCUGCUCCAGAGCACUCAGGACUUCAGACUAGGGUGAAGGUUCACCUUCCAACAGGACAACAACCCUAAGCACACAGCCAAGACAACAGAGGAGUGGCUUCGGGAAAAGUCUCUGAAUGUCCUUGAGUGGCCCAGCCAGAGCCCGAACUUGGACCUGAUAAAACAUCUCUGGAGAGACCUGAAAAUACCUGUGCAGCGACGAUCCCCAUUCAACCUGACAGAGCUUGAGAGGAUCUGCAGAGAAGAAUGGGAGAAACUCCCCAAAUACAUGUGUGCCAAGCUUGUAGCGUUAUACCCAAGAAGACUCGAGGCUGUAAUCGCUGCCAAAGGUGCUUCAACAAAGUACUGAGUAAAGGGUCUGAAUACUUAUGUAAAUAUGAUAUUUCAGUUUUUCUAAAAACCUGUUUUUGCUUUGUCAUUAUGGGGUAAUGUGUGUAGAUUGAUGAGGGGAAAAACCAAAUGUAAUCAAUUUUAAAGUAAGGCUGUAACGUAACAAAAUGUGGAAAAAGUCAAGGUCUGAAUACCUUCCGAAUGCACUGUAUAAAGCCUACAUCACACAAAAUGUGUCCAAAGUGUAGGGACUGCGUCCUGCUUGUGCAACUGCAAUGUCCGUUACAACAGACAGACUGAGAAGGUUGUAGCCUUCAUAACAUAUAGUGGUGUGAAAAAGUGUUUGCCCCCUUCCUGAUUUCUUAUUUGUUUGCAUGUUUGUCACACUUAAAUGUUUCAGAUCAUCAAACAAAUUUAAAUAUUAGUCAAAGAUAACACAAGUAAACACAAUGCAGUUUUGAAAUGAAGGUUGUUAUUAUUAAGGGAAAACAAAAUCCAAAUGGCCCUGUGUGAAAAAGUGAUUGCCCCCUACAACCUAAUAACUGGUUGGGCCACCCUUAGCAGCAACAACUGCAAUCAAGCGUUUGCGAUAACUUGCAAUGAGUCUUCUACAGCGCUGUGGAGGAAUUUAUGCAGAAUUGUUGUAAUUCAGCCACAUUGGAGGGUUUUCGAGCAUGAACUGCCUUUUUAAGGUCAUGCCACAGCAUCUCAAUAGGAUUCAUGCCAGGACUUUGACUAGGCCACUCCAAAGUCUUCAUUUUGUUUUUCUUCAGCCAUUCAGAGGUGGACUUGCUGGUGUGUUUUGGAUCAUUGUCCUGCUGCAGAACCCAAGUUCGCUUCAGCUUGAGGUCACGAACAGAUGACCGGACAUUCUCCUUCAGGAUUUUUCGGUAGACAGCAGAAUUCAUGGUUCCAUUUAUCACAGCAAGUCUUCCAGGUCCUGAAGCAGCAAAACAGGCCCAGACCAUCACACUACCACCACCAUAUUUUACUGUUGGUAUGUUCUUUUUUCUGAAAUGUGGUGUUACUUUUACGCCAGAUGUAAUGGGACACACACCUUCCAAAAAGUUCAACUUUUGUCUCGUCAGUCCACAGAGUAUUUUCCCAAAGGUCUUGGGGAUCAUCAAGAUGUUUUCUGGCAAAAAUGAGACGAGUUCUUUUUGCUCAGCAGUGGUUUUCGUCUUGGAACUCUGCCAUGCAGGCCAUUUUUGCCCAGUCUUUCUUACGGUGGAGUCAUGAACACUGACCUUCACUGAGGCAAGUGAGGCCUGCAGCUCUUUGGAUGAUGUUGUGGGGUCUUUUGUGACCUCUUGGAUGAGUCGUCGCUGCGCUCUUGGGGUAAUUUUGGUCGGCCGGCCACUCCUGGGAAGGGUCACCACUGUUCCAUGUUUUCGCCAUUUGUGGAUAAUAGCUCUCACUGUGGUUCGCUGGAGUUCCAAAGCUUUAGAAAUGGCUUUCUAACCUUUUCCAGACUGAUGGAUCUCAAUUACUUUCUUUCUCAUUUGUUCCUGAAUUUCUUUGGAUCUCGGCAUGAUGUCUAGCUUUUGAGGAUCUUUUGGUCUACUUCACUUUGUCAGGCAGGUCCUAUUUAAGUGAUUCCUUGAUUGAGAACAGGUGUGGCAGUAAUCAGGCCUGGGUGUGGCUAGAGGAAUUGAACUCAGGUGUGAUAAACCGCAGUUGAGUUGUGUUAUAACAGGGGGGGCAAACACCUUUUCACACAGGGCCAUGUAGGUUUGGAUUUUGUUUUCCCUUAAUAAUAACAACCUUCAUUUCAAAACUGCAUUUUGUGUUUACUUGUGUUAUCUUUGACAAAUAUUUAAAUGUGUUUUGAUGAUCUGAAACAUUUAAGUGUGACAAACACGCAAACAAAUAACAAAUCAGGAAGGGGGCAAACACUUUUUCACACCAUUGUAUAUUUAUUUUUUUGGAACGUUCAUUCAAAUCAUCACAGGGUUUAUUUUAGCUGUUACGAAAUAUGAGGCAGAGACAUAGGCUACAUCACCAUGGUUCAGAAGAGGGUGAGUAAAGAGCGAAACUUGAAGGGAGGGGGAAUGUGAGCAGCAGCUACAUUAGAAAAACGAAUGUGUGCGUAAAUUAACAGGGGACAGGCCGUCUGGAUACUGGACAGCCAAUAAAUUGGCAGAUGCAAACAGAUUAUCAUCUUUUAGCGCACAAUAGUUCUUACAUUUACAUACAUUUUUUUUCUUCCAUACUGGCCACCCGUGGGAAUCGAACCCACAACCCUGGCUUUGCAAGCUCCAUGCUCUACCAACUGAGCUACACGGGGCCACAAAAAAAAAAAAAAAAAAAAAAAAACGGUUUGCGAUUUCGUUUGUCGUGGAAAUUCAACACCAGGGAGACCUGAAGUCAAUAUUAAAUCAAUCAUUCUUUAUUAUCAGCAAGCUGGAGAGGUUCCAACAAACUUAAUGCACCAUAGUACAGGUUGGUCGGGAGCUCCGCCGGGGCAGUCCCGUUAGUUCUCUUAUAUACUGCUUACACAGACAAGUUAUAUUUGCAUGAUUUAGCUUAUUCAUUAUUCAUCAUUAAUUCAUCAUUAACGUUUGGUUCAUGCAUGUGAUCGACCAAUACCUCACGAGGCUUCUUCUCUCCAAGCUGAGACCUUGAAACAGAGAGACCCCUUUCGGUUCUCAAAGCAAUGUUCUGGGCGUACUGCCAAAUUGCUUAUACUGAUAGUGAGGAUUCCUCCCAGGCACGAUCAAUCAGUCACUUGCAUGAACUCCGUCAAAUUGGUUAUUAGAAAAGCACAAACAUAAAAUGUUCCUUCACAUGUUCAUACCGUCGUGUGGUUGCAAUAUCAACACUCCCUUAUCUCUGGCAUAUCUUGGGAUGCAUCAUUCAAGACGAAGUUUAAAUUGUGUUCAGCGCAAUGGACAUAUCAUGCACAAUGUCUCAGGCAAGACUGUCUGGGUUGUCAAUACUUAGUAUAGAAAAUGGUCGGGCCUGCAACCUAGACCUACAAGACCUGCAACCUAGGCCUACAAGGCCUGCAACCUAGGCCUACAAGGCCUGCAACCUAGGCCUACAAGGCCUGCAACCUAGGCCUACAAGGCCUGCAACCUAGGCCUACAAGGCCUGCCUACAAGGCCUGCAACCUAGGCCUACAAGACCUGCAACCUAGGCCUACAAGGCCUGCAACCUAGGCCUACAAGGCCUGCAACCUAGGCCUACAAGCCGUGGUGAAAACAUUUGCACAGCUACUAUAUUACUGUAGCUACUAUAGCCCUCUACGUAGUAAAAAAGAGAGUCAAGACACUUUCUUUAUUAAGAGAGAAAAUGAGAUGCUGCAAGGAAUACUUGAGGAGAAUUGUUAGGCUAUUUUGAUGUGUAAUUUGUAUAAAAAGUUUAUAAAUAGCAGCUUAAUACUGUAUAUAGCUAUAGAUGGUAGGAUACACUGCAUAAUGAAACGAUCCCUAGUAAGGUGUAGUGUUUUGAGGGUGGACUAUUAUUUGGCUUUUAUUUUGACUUUUACUUGGCAUUAAUAGACUGGUUUUACGCACAACAACUUUCUAUCCAAGGAGAUAGCCCGACGGCCCAUGCCAUGCAUGUUCAGGUAGGCUAUACAGAACAGUUGUGUAUAUAAAAUAAAUACAUUGGUAGCUGAUUAGUAUGAUGUUGCAUUGGAAAUUAAGUUUACAAUCUUUAUUGUUUGAAUUUCCAGUGCAAAUAGUCCGGGUAGCCAUGAUUAGCUGUUCAGGAGUCUUAUGGCUUGGCUUAUGGCUUCGCUAGUCAGACGUUCAGACGUUCAACAAGGUAUUAGUAAGGCGUUCUGUCGCCCCUCCUGCGGUUCACUCUUCAUAUAUUUCAGUCUAACAGGUUGGUACUCUGUAACUCCUUGUGUCAUCCUCUCUUCUCUACCCAGGAGCUUCAUGCCCAUCUCAAUGGCUCUGUCAGCUUCUCAACCAUCGAGAAACUCAUGGCUCGAAAGCCACAUCUCAACAUCGAACACGGCAUGACUGCUAUUCGCAGUGGUCAGCGGAGGACUCUGGAUGAGUAUGUAUGACAGAAUUGAUUGAUUGUUUCUUUUUCUGAGUCCAUAGUGCAUUGGUUGUUAUCAUGUACGGCACGUGUCAAACUCAUUCCACGGAGGGCAGAGUGUCUGCGGGUUUUCACUCCUCCCUUGUACUUGAUUGAUGAAUUAAGGUCACUGAUUAGUAAGGAACUCCCCUCACCUGGUUGUCUAGGUCUUAAUUGAAAGGAAAAAACCAGCAGACACUAGGCCCACCAUGGAAUGAGUUUGACACCCCUGAUGUAUGUGCUCAUGUGAUCUCUCGGUCCCAUCCCCCAAGUCAGUGAGUCAGCACAUGAAGGACUAGUGGAUGGAUAGUUCAUUUAUUGCCAAGCUGCAAUGAUGGGACACAGUAUAGAUGAAUCUUCAGUCGUCAAAGGGAUAUUAACAGCACUCUUAAAGAAUAUAUAUUUUCAAGUUAUAAAGAGGAAGCUUAGCUAGCAUAAAACCCACAUGGAAAUUAGAUUAAUAGAUUCUGUAAUUAAAUUUUAUUUUUAUUUUUUAUUAGUAUAUUAUGAAUUGAAAUGGUGGAGGUAUGUCACAUAUGCAGCUAUCGAAAUGUCUUCUCAAGUUCCAACCAACUGAUUGCAGCAUUACCGCAAAAAUGGAGGGGGCAAGUGGAAGAGGGAGAAGGUAGGGAACUUGUCUGCCAUAUAUUAAAGAUACAAAUUGGCAGAAAAUAAAAAUAUAUACAUUUCAUUUGAGGACAGAAAUGUUGAUAGCAGUGCCAUACAGGUUGCAAAAUAAAUGGGAAGAGAUUUUCGAUGUACCAAUUCAAUGGCACAUGGUAUAUGAACUGAUACAAAAAACACUUGAUUUAACACUGAGUUUUUCAAUUUUAAUUAUUAUACAAAAUUCUUGCCACUAACAGAAUGCUAUAUAAAUGGGGCAUACAACAAUCUCAGCUCUGUAGAUUUUGCUGCGAAGAGACAGAAUAACUAGAUAAUGUAUUCUGAUAUAUAUUCCAUUCCUUUACUUUAGAUUUGUGUGUUGUUGUGAAAUUGUUAGAUAUUACUGCACUGUUGGAGCUAGAAACACAAGCAUUUCGCUACACCCGCAAUAACAUCUGCUAAACAUGUGUAUGUGACCAAUAAAAUUUGAUUUGAUAACCCUCCCUACCAGUAUGUGUUUUGGUCUGGACUUGAGUGGGUUCACUGUGCUGCCUAAUGAUAUGACUGCAGAUGCAGGUAACUUGCCCUAAACAAGAUGUUCACUCUGUGGCUGUAAUGUAACCCUUUGCUUGACUGUACCAACUGUCUGGCCCAGACUCACCUCUCAACCUCUCUGAAUUGGAAGAAGUGACACAAACUGAGAGUGUUCAUCACUUUAAUUAUUGCCAGGCAAGGACAUGAGUCUCCAGUAACUGUCUGUUUCUUUUAGUAGCUCUAUCAGUAUCAUCUCAUCAGCUUGACCUGGCACAACAAUUGCAGGAAUGAGACGUCAAGGUCAUACAUUGCUUUAGGGGUGACCUGAUGGCCACCACAGCCAUCAAUGCCAGCAUCAUCAGCCGAAUAUCUUUUCAUGGCAGGACUGGAUUGUAACGGGCUUGCUUCGGUUGCCUCACUCAGAGUGCAUGCUAUUGAUCCACUUUAGCGUAGGGCCAUUUUCGACAGAGACGGGUGUGUAGAAUGAACUGUCAGUCCUCGGAAUUCUCUGUGCACCUUGAAAAAUGACAGUUUUGUGGUCUGGGAGACUGUUGCUGUAAAGCCGGUAUAGUGACUCACGAUCUUCCAUAUCAUCAAUGGUUUCAGGAAAUGCGUUUUUAAAUCUGCAAUAAUUUACUUUGCACCCCAUGACAAAAUGUGUAGAAUUGCAGGAAAUAAGCUUUAAACCUGCAAAAUGUUCUCUGCGCCAAUAAGAAGGGUCUGAACAGUUUGUGUCAUGAACAGUGCUAGAUGUGGCGUGCGCGCGCACAGAAUGUUCCCCAAUACUGGAAGGGGGCCUGAGUGAAAACGUUUGGGAAACCCUGCUCUAGAACAGACUGAUCUGAGCUCUUAGGUUGUUGUAGCUGUGGCUCCUGUUUAUCUGGGACUGAAGUAAAACUAACCUCAAUUCUGUUCACUGAGAUUCUCUCACUCGUUUCUCUGUGCACUUUUGCAUUGGCUUUGAAGCUCAUCUCAGCGCGGUAGUCGUUUAGCACAUCUUGUACUUCAUGUGCAGACCACUUGUCAAUAGCCCUGGCUCUGAAUGUUCUUUGCUUGGGCAGUUCCUGAUGAACAUGUGUGUAAUGUCCUGUGUUGAGAUCAUCCUUUGCAUUACCCUGUUCCUUCAGGCCUUCUGUAGCAGUGUGUGCUGCUCGGUUCAGUCUCAGCCAGUAUUCAAAUGGGUGCUCCUGUUCUUUGGGUAGAAUCAUGUAGAAAUCUUCGAGUGGGAUAUGAGUAUUGACUGCAGCUGAAAUGCUUCCUGAGGAGACCAUAAAUGGCAUCUGGGUUAGUAUGAAUGUCACUGUUUCUGAUUCCGAUUUAGACUUCAUAUUUUGUUCUGCACCCGAGAUGGAUGAGUAUCUUUUCGGCCUGUUCCUCUGUUUUCAUAAUUUGGCCAAAAAAUGUAACCGAUUUUUAUAGGGUCCUAGAGUUCCCACUUCUUCAGGUGGUGAAUUGGCACCAAUUGAAUUAGGCCUAUAUGUCAUAUUAGUGCACAUCUAUUGAACCAAAAACAAAGGACAAUUCUGGAGCCCUAUUUUGAUGGUAUAAUAUAACAAUAAUAGCCUAAUUGUCAAUCCAAAAUUCAUGACAAUCACUGGAUUAGGUUGCAUAUCAAAAUAUAUUGAAUCAUAUGCAAUCCUGCUUGGAUAUGUUAGAUGUAACAACUUAUUUAUUGAAUACCAUCUCAGUAGUCUAUUACACUUCUUAUAAAGCAUUGUGAAUGACUUUAUAAGAUGAUUACACAUUUUUCUAUUGCGUGAUGCCACAAUUAUAUUUUUUGGGGGGGUUCGACCAAAUCAUGGGCUGGUGCCACCAACUGAGGUACAAGUUUGUGGCACGAGUGCCACCAGGGGAAAACUUUAGUCUGGAGCCCUGUAGAGUGUCUUAUUUGACGCCAAAUCAACAGUUGUUAAUGAAAACAUAAAUCGCAAAUGUAUGAUACAGGUGGACCAUCAUUGUCCAUAAAAUAAAGUUUUUGUAUUAUAAAUGUCAGCUGGUAUAUACCCAACUUGAUACAUUUCUGAGUGUAAAGGUGUAAAUAAAUUGUUAAAUUCCAGCAUAAAAUGGGGAAUACGUCAUCUGGCACAUUAGUGUGUUUACAUUGUCUAAUGCACUCAGUUGUAAGGGUAUGGAAUUCUGGGUAAUCCACAGCAGAUCUAUGGAGAAUUGUUGUGGGCGAUUUGAGAGUUGAAUGGCCUGGGAUAAAAACUGUCAUUAAGCUGUCAUAAAAUACACGUUUUGUAAUUUUACUGUCACAACAACCUGUCAUCUCUCCAGGUGUUUCAAGGUCUUCAAAGUCAUCCAUCAAUUAGUAGAUACAGAGGAGGACAUUCUUAUGGUAAAUUACACAUUUGUCUAUGGUCACUUGUAUGCAGUUUCACUCAUUUAAACCUAACAGUAUUGACUCGAUGGAGCCUGGAGCAACCCUACCAUUGAACACGUUUGAGAAAAUUGAUUAAAUCCGUCAUUGUUUCUAGGUUACCAAAGAUGUCAUCAGGGAGUUUGCAGCAGAUGGAGUAAAAUAUUUAGAACUGAGAAGUACCCCACGAAAGGAGACGACCACAGGCAAGACCACAAGCUAGACACACUGGAUUGGAUCGAUCGCUUAUAUGCAGGGUUUCGCUUACAUUUGCUUUGUAUAAUUUAGGAAUGACAAAGAGAACGUAUGUGGAAACGGUCAUCCAGGCCAUCCGUCAAUGUAAAAAUGAGGGAGUGGACAUUGAAGUCAGGUAUGUUUUCAAUGCAUUUGUAAUGCGUGCUUUACUUAUGAAUGCUGAAGUGCUGUUUCAAAACAAUCAAGGAUGGAGCCUCAUGUGGCUCAGUUGUUAGAGCAUGGCGCUUGCAACGCUAGGGUUGUGGGUUCGAUUCCCACAGGGGACGAGUACAAAAAAGUAUUAAAAUGUAUGCAUUAUCUGGAUAAGAGUGUCCGCUAAAUGACUCAAAUGUAAGGAAAUAAAUACUCGAAAAAUGUUUAUUGAUAGAAAUUGGUAUGGUAAUAGUUAUAAAAAUGUAUAGUAACUUACAAUGAAAACAUUGAUACCUCAAGUAACAUAAAAACAUAUUUUCCCCCAUUUAGGUUCCUGGUAGCUGUUGACCGUAGGAAUGGGACAGAGGUUGCUAUGGAGACCGUUAAACUGGCGGAGGACUUCAUGCUGUCUACUGGUGGUCUGGUGGUUGGGCUGGACCUCAGUGGAGAUCCUACGGUCAGUAGUGGAUCAGUGCCUUGCUUAUGGUUGACACGUUUCUCAAGAUGUCAUAAAUGCACUGAUUCUAAGUCACUCUGGAUAGGAGCUUCUGCGAAAUGACUGUAAUGUAAAAUGUUUAAUUUAUUUCCAAGGUGGGCCAUGGCAGAGAUCUCCUUCCCGCCUUGCAAAAAGCCAAGAACUGUGGACUAAAACUAUCUCUACACCUGUCAGAGGUAGGUACCAUCAAAACUUAACUGAUUCAAGCAAUGCCAAUUGAUAUAAUGUUUUUUUGAUAAUAGUUUUGUGAGUUUAUUUCAUUCGUUUUGACUAAAAUGCAAUGUUCCAGGUGCCAUCUCAGGCGGACGAAUCAGAGCUGCUGCUAAACAUUCCACCUGACAGGAUUGGUCAUGGGACGUUCUUACACCCUGAAGUGGGCGGGUCACAAAGCCUGGUUGAUAAAGUGCGGAAGCAUAACACACCUCUGGGUAAGAAUGGUAUGGUCAGGGCAGGAAUGAGUCUAGUGAUUGCUCUAAAAUGAUUAUUUAUUGACCAUAUCGGUCUUCUGUAAGGCUAGAUUUUUUUCUUUAGAUCUAAAUUAUCUAGAAAACAUGAACAGGGCUAAGGGUUAUAGAAACUGUUUGUUGAUCUUAUGGUAGCACAUGUUGCCUCUAUCCAAGCUGUUUCAUAUACUGUAUCUUUCUGAUACCUUAAACCUUUCCUCGCAGAACUAUGCCUGACCUCUAAUGUCAAGGGUCAGACAGUGUCAUCCUAUUCUCAACAUCACUUCCUGUACUGGUACCAAAUGGGACACCCCAGUGUGAUCUGUGUAAGUGUUUGCCCAAAAUGUGUUCGAUGCAUAAACGUUUAAAACUGAGAAGUGUUGAAUUAAGAGUAAAUUGAUUUCCCAUUCAAUGAAACAUUUGAGACAUUCCGCUCAAGUCUCUCAUUGGUAUCAAUGAAUGAUUUACGUGCAAGUCAGAGUUGCACACUUAUCUUGUGGGAGCUUGACAGUACUCUUGUUGUUUUCAGACAGACGACAAGGGGGUGUUUUGCACGGACCUGUCUCAGGAGUACCAGUUGGCAGCCUCUACCUUCAACCUCAGUCAGGAGGACAUGUGGACUCUGUCCCAGAAGGCUAUAGACUGCACCUUCUCCCCUGACCUAAAUCAGCAGCUACACCAGAGGUGGCUGGAGCUACGGCCAACGCUGUUCCAGUUAUGACAUGUCAAGCAGCGCAUUCUAGGUGAUCAGCCUGAGCAGAAUCGCCAGUCUUGACCAUUUGAGUAGUUAUUUGAGAUGCAAGAUUUGUAGAUCAGUGAUUCCGGCAGAGCCUUGAUCAGGCAGAUCCACACCUCAGGUUUUUUUCCAAGUGUUUUCCUUAUAGCUGAAGCAUGCAAAUCAUCCAGGUCCAUAAGCCAUUUACAAAAGGGAGCUGUUUUGUAUUUUUUUUGGUACUUGAUAUUUAAAA
Molecule: messenger RNA, 19280 nt
Organism: Coregonus sp. 'balchen'
Lineage: Eukaryota; Metazoa; Chordata; Actinopteri; Salmoniformes; Salmonidae
Source: the annotation of a GenBank genome assembly